UCCGUAUUUACGAGGCGAUAUAAGAUCGAUGGAAGACAUUUUCUUUUCAGUUAUCUAUUAAUGAUUGUAUUGGAAAGACCGAUUUUUUUUUAACGAAAUAAUUUUAACAUGACGUCAUAUACGGACAAGGGUCGGAAGCCGGACAACGGUCGAUUUUUGUCUUUCGAUCAUCUCACCUUCUGGGUUUCGAAUGCAAAACAAGCGGCGAGCUAUUACGUCACAAGGUUCGGAUUCGAGCCUCUCGCGUACCGAGGAUUGGAAACUGGCUCCAGAAAGAUCGCCUCGCACGCUGUCAGGUUGAACAAGAUUGUGUUCGUCUUCGAAGCGCAGUAUGAUCCAGAAGAUUCUGUUUUAGUCAAAGAAGUCGGAUAUCACGGUGACUUCGUCAAAGAUGUCGCGUUUCAAGUUGAGAACCUGGAUUACAUUCUGGAAUACGCAAAGAAACAAGGCGCUGUCGUGGUCAAAGAUCUUUGGGAGGAAAGCGACGAGUUUGGGGUUGUUAGAAUGGCAACAUUGAAAACGUACGGCGACAACACUCAUACAUUGGUGGAUAGAUCGAAAUACAAAGGAUCGUUCCUCCCAGGCUACGUCACUGUCAACAAGGACCCAAUCAGUAACUUUCUACCUAAAGUGGAAAUAAACUUCAUUGACCAUGUUGUGGGAAACCAGCCGGACGAGGGCAUGGAACUGGCUGCUUCCUGGUAUGAGAGAUGUCUGCAGUUCCACAGAUUCUGGUCCGUGGACGAUAAACAAGUAUGCACAGAGUAUUCCGCGCUACGUUCCAUAGUGAUGGCGAACUGGGAGGAGAAUGUAAAGAUGCCAAUCAACGAGCCCGCGCCCGGAAAGAAGAAAAGCCAGAUACAGGAAUACGUGGAGUACCACGGUGGCGCUGGGGUACAGCACAUCGCUAUUAAUACCGAAGACAUAAUUACUGCGAUCGAGAACCUUCGAUCGCGCGGUGUCGAAUUCCUGUCCAUACCGUCAGAAUACUACAGAAUAAUAAGAGAACGAUUGAAGGAGAGCAAAGUGCGCGUCGCUGAGAGCAUUGACGUGUUAGAGCGACUUAACAUCCUCAUAGACUACGACGAUGACGGUUACCUAUUGCAGAUAUUCACAAAGAAUACUCAAGAUCGGCCUACACUCUUCCUUGAGGUUAUACAACGGAGAAAUCAUAAUGGAUUUGGAGCUGGAAACUUUAAAACUCUAUUUGAAUCCAUCGAACUUGAACAAGAAAAACGAGGAAAUCUAUAAAUUUAAAUAAACGGAAAAAAAGUCGUUCAUUCGCCUACCUUGAAGUAUGAUUAUAUUUAGUUUAAGAAAACAUUUAUAUUCAUGUCUGAAUCCAAAUACGGCACAUAUAUUAUGAAACUGAAAAAAUAAUGUAUUGCUAAACUGUUUAAAAAAAAAACUUC
Molecule: messenger RNA, 1412 nt
Organism: Papilio polytes (common Mormon)
Lineage: Eukaryota; Metazoa; Arthropoda; Insecta; Lepidoptera; Papilionidae
Product: 4-hydroxyphenylpyruvate dioxygenase-like
Exons: 9
Coding region: 109-1251 (380 amino acids)
Biological process (GO): L-tyrosine catabolic process
Cellular component (GO): endoplasmic reticulum membrane; Golgi membrane
Molecular function (GO): 4-hydroxyphenylpyruvate dioxygenase activity
Source: RefSeq, a predicted model, not a curated record